UUUUUCUUUCUGGCUUACUUCACUCUGUAUAAUCGGCUCCAGUUUCAUUUUUCUUUUUCUUUUUUAUCCAGGAUCCUGUCCAGGAGCACGUUGCAUUUAGCUGUUAAUGUCUCUUCAGACUCACUGUGGACAGUCUUUCGGCCUUUCCCUGGCAUUUAUAUCUUUGACAGGUUUAAAGAGCAGGCUUUACAUUCUAUGGGGUGACCCUUAGCCUGGAUUGAGCUGUUCCGUGAGUAAACUCGGGUCAUGAGCUCUCAGCAGGAUCAGGCACAGAAAUGAUGUGAUGUAUAGUCAUUACCAAGGGGUACAUGAUGUCUAUCAUCCACCGUUUUUAGAUGUUAAACUUGAUAUCUGGUCAUGUCAGUGCCCUUUACAUUUCUUUAUCUUCAAGUCACUGUUCUUCCUUUUCCAGUUGCUUAGUCUUUUGUGGGAAGGUAUUCUAAGAUUUCAGUGAUAAUCUUGCUCCUGAAGGUGCCUCCUACUACUGGACCUAAUGUCCAUUGACAACCCACUUGCCUCAGUUGAAGGAAAUGGCAGUCCACGCCAGUACUCUUGCCUGGAAAGUCCAAUGGACAGAGGAGCCUGUUGGGCUCCAGUCCGUGGGGUUGCAAAGAGUGGACACGACCGGGCCCAGGCCGUACACCUGCCUCAGUGGUGAUUUCCCUGGCCUGUGUUUCUUCUGUGUGUCUUAGUGUUUGGGAUGGAAGAGCUUUCCUUUGCCACUGUUUGUUUAUUGUUUAUACCAAUAUGGACUUCUGAAGUUUUUCAAUGGACUUUAAUUUCUUAUUAUUAUUUAACAAAUGUUUUCAUGCGUAAAUUGUCCCCAGUCUGGUCAGUAAGCCCUGCUUUGGGCUGAUUCCUCUGUCUCUGUAACACAUUCCCACCAUUGGAUCAUUCUUAAUGGUUCGUAGUUGAGAGAUACUGCCUUCCCUUAGUGAAGCGUGGGAUUGGCUUCCUAGGGGGCUGUUUCUGCCUCUGCAUCCCAUGAAUCACAGCUCCAGCUGCCUUUUUGCUCCCUCUGCAGCAUGGCCAGCCUCAGGAGCACUUUCUCCUGGAAUGGAGCUUGUCAGCAGGCUGCUGAGUGUGCUCUCUGGGCUUCGCGUAGCUCCCAGGAGAUCCAAGUCUUCGGCAGGGCGGUGGGAGGUGUUGCGUCCCUCUUUCCAGGUGCAGUCGGGUCUGCUUUUCACACUAUUCAGGAUCUCCACGUGGCCACCAGGUAGGAUGACUUGACGGCGUUUCUGCCUGCUUGACUCUCAGCUGCCAGGAGCUUUGGCUGCUUGAGCACGUUUCCGUCACCCAUCCACAGAAACCGUCCCUUUCAAGCAAAAUGCCGUGUAUUACUUGAUCCUGACAAUUCUGAAACCCAGACUACCUAAGCAUGUGUUUUCCUUAAAUGGGAAUACCUCCUCUGUAACUCAGAAUCCUUUAAAUUUAGCUGAAGGUCAGAGAGCUUGUUUGGAAAUAAUAAAUGUUUCUUGGCAGAAUUAUUUCUCUCUCAACUCCUGGGGUUUUUUUUGUAGCUCAGUACUUUGAAGCUUGUAGUAGAAUUGACUGUAGUAGAAGGACCGAUUCAUUUCUCGACUUAGGAUUUGUCCUUUACUCUUGGCGCGUGUAGUUAAUAAGAAAUAAAACAUUACUACUUAUUUGUGUAAAUGCAAAUUUGUGUCACUGAUUACUUCAGUGACUUAUAAAAUCUUUUGUAUUUCAGUCACUUACAGAGAGGACUUCAAGUUCAGUAUUAAAGGUGACAUAAAAAAAUUUUACCAAAGGAGGGAAAUCCUUGGAUAUCAGGGACAAGUAUUGCAGUUGUAAUUCUGCUGAGACCUGAAUUGACGCUGAAGCCCUGGCAACCUUAGAGUUGCAAGAAUAGGAAGCAAAGAUAGAGUUCCACUUCAUUCACUCCAUACGGCCGCCCCUCUUUGGCCGUGGACUGUGCCUUACUCUGGCCUUCACUCAUAUCAUUGAUUGGGGUAGAACACAGGCAGGAAGGAGAAUGUGUUGCUCUAAAUCCACUACGGUAAGUCCCCUCCCUACACAUUCUGUUCUGAGAGUGCGUUCGUAGUCCAGUCUAUUUGUAAGUCCAACAAAGUUAGCCUAGGUACCCAACUAACACAAUUGGCUAUAUAGUACUUUAAUACAUCUAUAUAAUACUUUUCACACAAUACAUAAAAAACAAACACAAAAAAUAAGUCAUUUUUGACAAUUAAAAACCAUUCAGUUUUAUUAAUAUAUAUUCAUUUCACAUAUAGUUAAAAUCUUUUACAGUUCAUUGUGUUGAUUAAAAUGCAAAUUACAGGCUCUCAGAAACAUGUGACCUAAUGACGGUUAUGAUUUCUGUGAUUUACAAAAUGGAGGCUAAUCAUUUAGUAAGCAUGGAUGUACAUGAACUGUAAGUAAAAACAUUUUUAAUGUUACAGUACGGCAUAUUGAAAAGUAUGGUACAACAGCUGGCAUACGGGCUGGCGUCGAGUGAACAGGUGAAAAGAGUUGCUGACUGGAGGAGGGACGGGGUGGGGGAGAUGGUAGAGCUGAAGGGUCGUCAGCCACCGGAGACAGAACGAGCUGCGGUUUCGUCACGCCUGACGAUCGUGGCUCAGGUUCUGGUUUCUUGCUGGAUUCUAUUCUAUCUACCCUCUUGAAAACACGACCCAGUGGUGUCUGGAUAGUGGCUCUCCUUUUUUUCUCAUCAUAGAUGACACAGUGGCAGUGGUUUGCGUUCUGAAGGGCUGCUGCGGUCUUCGUGUACCGAUACUUUCUGGCUCCCAUGCCUCAGAAACUGACCGUGCCUCCUCAGACAGAGCUAACCUAGGCGGCCGGGCACGCGGAUGCGCGUUGUCUCGGACAGUUUGCGGCUGUACUCCAAAACCAAUUUUAAACGAAGUAUCUCCGCUAAUGGAUCUCUAGGCCAGCUGAGCUGCAUUUCCUUCCCACCCAAGGAAGAGAAGCGCCUCCAGCAGAUGGUGGACUGCCUGCCCUGCAUCUUGAUCCUCGGCCAGGACUGCAGUGUCAAGUGCCAGCUGCUGAACCUGCUCUUGGGGGUGCAGGUGCUUCCCACCAACAAGCUGGGCGGUGAGAACUGUAAGCUUCGGCGCCUCCGCUUCACCUAUGGGACUCAGACUCGGGUCAGCCUGGCGCUCCCUGACCAGUACGAACUAGUGCACACGCUGGCUGCUCACCAGGGCACCUGGGAGACCGUCCCUGAGGAGGACCUGGAGGUGCGGGAGGACAGUGAGGACGCUGCCCGCGUUCUAGCCGAACUGGAGGUGACGAUGCGCCAUGCUCUCUUACAGGAAGUGGACAUUGUGGUAGCACCGUGCCAAGGCCUCCGGCCCACAGUGGAUGUUCUGGGUGACUUGGUGAAUGAUUUCUUGCCUGUGAUAACCUAUGCGCUCCACAAAGAUGAACUCUCUGAGAGGGAUGAGCAAGAGCUUCAGGAAAUCCGAAAGUAUUUCUCCUUUCCCAUAUUCUUUUUCAAAGUGCCGAAGCUGGGCUCGGAGAUAAUUGACUCCUCCACUGAAAGAAUGGAGAGUGAAAGAUCGCCGCUUCAUCGCCAGCUGACUGACCUGGGCUAUCUGAGCAGCAGCCAGUGUAACUGUGGGGCCCCUGGCCAGGACACCAAAGCUCAGAGCAUGUUGGUGGAGCAAAGUGAGAAGCUGAGACACUUGAACACGUUUUCUCACCAGGUGCUGCAGACACGCCUGGUGGACGCAGCCAAGGCCCUGAACCUGGUGCACUGCCGCUGCCUCGACAUCUUCAUUAACCAGGCUUUUGACAUGCAGCGGGACCUGCAGAUUACGCCCAAACGUCUGGAAUACACUCGAAAAAAGGAGAAUGAGCUGUAUGAAUCAUUGAUGAAUAUUGCCAACCGGAAGCAAGAGGAAAUGAAGGACAUGAUCGUUGAGACUCUUAACACCAUGAAGGAGGAACUUCUGGAUGAUGCCGCCAACAUGGAGUUCAAAGAUGUCAUUGUCCCUGAGAAUGGAGAACCAGUGGGCACCAGAGAGAUCAAAUGCUGCAUCCGACAGAUCCAGGAGCUCAUCAUUUCCCGGCUUAAUCAAGCAGUGGCUAACAAGCUGAUAAGCUCCGUGGAUUACCUACGUGAGAGCUUCGUUGGAACCCUGGAACGGUGUCUGCAGAGCCUGGAGAAGUCUCAGGAUGUCUCAGUUCACAUCACCAGUAAUUAUCUCAAACAGAUCUUAAAUGCUGCCUAUCAUGUUGAAGUCACAUUUCACUCAGGGUCCUCAGUUACAAGGAUGCUGUGGGAGCAAAUCAAACAGAUCAUCCAGCGAAUCACUUGGGUGAGCCCACCUGCCAUCACACUGGAGUGGAAGAGGAAGGUGGCCCAGGAAGCCAUCGAGAGCCUCAGUGCCUCCAAGCUGGCCAAAAGCAUUUGCAGCCAGUUCAGGACUCGGCUCAACAGUUCUCACGAGGCCUUUGCAGCUUCCUUGCGGCAGCUGGAAGCUGGCCACUCAGGCCGGUUGGAGAAAACUGAAGAUCUAUGGCUGAAGGUUCGGAAAGAUCAUGCUCCCCGCCUGGCCCGCCUUUCGCUGGAAAGCCGUUCUCUACAGGAUGUCUUACUGCACCGUAAACCUAAACUGGGGCAGGAGCUGGGCCGGGGCCAGUACGGCGUGGUGUACCUGUGUGACAGCUGGGGGGGGCACUUCCCUUGUGCCCUCAAGUCGGUUGUCCCUCCAGAUGAGAAGCACUGGAAUGACCUCGCUUUGGAGUUCCACUAUAUGAGGUCUCUGCCGAAGCAUGAGCGCUUGGUGGAUCUGCACGGCUCCGUCAUCGACUAUAGUUACGGCGGUGGCUCCAGCAUCGCCGUGCUGCUCAUCAUGGAGCGGCUGCACCGGGACCUCUACACGGGACUGAAGGCUGGGCUGGCCCUGGAGACCCGUUUGCAGAUAGCCCUAGAUGUUGUGGAGGGAAUCCGCUUCCUGCACAGCCAGGGACUUGUCCACCGUGAUGUCAAACUGAAAAAUGUGCUGUUGGACAAGCAGAACCGUGCCAAGAUCACGGACUUAGGAUUCUGCAAGCCAGAGGCCAUGAUGUCAGGCAGCAUUGUGGGGACGCCAAUCCAUAUGGCCCCUGAGCUUUUCACAGGGAAGUAUGAUAACUCCGUGGAUGUCUACGCUUUUGGCAUUCUCUUCUGGUAUAUCUGCUCAGGCUCUGUCAAGCUCCCUGAGGCAUUUGAGAGGUGUGCCAGCAAAGACCAUCUCUGGAACAAUGUGCGGAGAGGGGCCCGUCCAGAACGCCUUCCUGUGUUUGAUGAGGAGUGCUGGCAGCUGAUGGAAGCCUGUUGGGAUGGUGACCCCUCUCAGAGACCUCUCUUGGGCAUUGUCCAGCCCAUGCUCCAGGGCAUCAUGGACCGGCUAUGCAAGUCACAUUCUGAGAGGCCAAACAGAGGACUCGAUGAUUCUACUUGACAGCAGAGACCUUUCUCUUUCACUCUUUGUUUUUUUUUCCUUCCCCUCACCUUUUGGCUAUGGGAAGAAUUUGACAUUUAUUCAUUACAGAGAGCUCCCAAGGGGACUGAUGCUUGCUGGGAAACUUGAGACCCUCCCAGGCUGAGAUGACUCCCAGAUGGUGAAGAGUUGGAUGGCUGCUUAGGCAUAUCCAGCAGUCCCCUGUACCCAAGCUAUUUCUUUAGCCAAGAAAAAAUCAGUAUAAAUCUCUUCUGUAUGAAAUUUCAAGAAAAGUCGUACACAGUUCCCUUUUCCAGACUUUUUUAGCUCCAGCUGUAAUGGGGACUCUGUGCUUCCAUUGUGGAGCCCACAUUCCCAACAUUCUUAGAAGCCUUAGUAGUCCACACUCCUAUUUACACAUGGGAGGCUAGGUUUUUCUCUACCCAGAGCCGCUUUUCAGUUUACCCUCUGUGGCCUAGUUUGCUCUCAGACAUUAGUUUGCUAGCAGAUGCCCCAUGUCUCUUGCCUUAGUAGGAAGAAGCAGGGGAGGGGCUAAUGCUUAGUAAGGAGAUGAGCAGUUACAGUUCAUUUUUUAAAAAGUAUCAAGAAAAGGUGCAAAAUAUUCCUGAAAGUCUCCAGGCCAGCCACAGUCCAGAUGUAGAUAUUUGGAAGUGUUAUUUAAACACUCAGCAGGCUGAGUACAGGAAUACAUAUGUAUAACAUGUGUUUAUACUUUGCUUUUGUUUAAUAACAGUGUCCACUAAUUUUGGGUUCUUUAUUCCUUGGCACCCAUUAUUUAAGUGAUGGAAUGCCAUGAAAUGUACUGUAUUGUAUAUUACUUGGGAAGACACUAGAUAUUCAAAGAAGUCUGGCAGUUCUUGGACUGUAGAGGGCUCCACAAGACCAAAGUCUUGAAGAUUUUACCUCCUAGCUUUGGUUGUCUGUGCUCCCACGUGAUGCGGUGAGAUUGUGGCUGGGGUAGGAGGAAGGGUGGAGAGAAGAAUUACCCUUACUGUGUUCCCUCCUCCUUACCACCUGAAUUAGGGAAAUUUACCUCAGCCUGAAAUUGAUCACCUGGCCACUUUUAAUGUGCUUGAAGUCUGGGCCCUUCCGUUGCUUCAGAACUGGCUGAGGAACCUUCCUGCCGAGCAGUCAGGAGACACAGUGUGGUCUGGGGCUCCAGAGUCGCUGCCUUGGCCGAGGGAGCUGGCAGCAAGGUUGGUCUGGGCAGACUGAGGGACGCACGUUGGGGUGGAUUUCCCUAGACAUGCCCUAGUUCCCUGGAUCCUCUGCAGAGAGAGGCUCAUUGAGCAAAAGCCUUUCACUUCUCUGGAAAGGAGGGCUGUGCUGGUUCUUCCCAGACCAAAGAAGUCAUUUGUGACUCCCAUCAGUUUUAAAGGGACAGAGCCUAGGCAGCAGCUUCUCCUAAUUUUUAACACUAAAAAGAGUGAAAGGGAAGGCUAUAUUACUGCCACAGAUAGAAACGCGGGACUGUACAACUCUCAGCUCCUACCUGUCAGCUCUCCGUUGCAUUUUUGGUGGGUUUUUUUUUUUUUUUUGCAUUUUUGCUUGAGCUGCCAAAGAGGCGUCGAGAAAGUUUUUCCCUGAUCAGAGAAGUGGUUUGGGGUAGCAGGGCUGCGAAGUGAUAACUGCACUGAACGACACUUUAUUUUUUGGCUUAUUAUUUAGCACUGAGAAGCCAAGGGGGUUGGUGAUUGUAAUGGCACUUUGGGGAGUAGACUCCCCCUGGCCUUGCUUUGGAGAGAAGGCACGCGUGGUAUUCCAUCUGACUAGUCAGGAAGUUCGUACUGCAUCAGAGUGGGAUAAAUGGCCCUCCAAGAGUCCAUUGCCAAAAGAGUAGUUGCUUUCUUUGAGUUUUCAAAGCUUGAUUUUUGGAUUUGCUGGAUCAAAUAACCCACUUUUUCUUUAAAAGAAAAAAAGAGGGUUUAUCCUUCUAAAUAUGAGGGUGGGGUGGGUUAGGACUAGUGGGUGUUUAAGUGGGUUAGGUGGGAGUAACCUUGAGAAACUUGUAUGGCAAACUCCCUUGGGGAUUUUAAAUAGCACUACUGUUCUUAAAAGGGUUUUAUUUUUAACUUUAUCUGCUUUGUUAACAUCCAGUCCAGCUGAGCUGAUGGAAAACAGACUGUGUGUGAACACCUGACAUUGGAAACCGGUCUGGAUAGCUUGUUGUCUUUUGUCUUUACGUAAUGUUUUUGUGUGUUUGUUUUAAAGGACUAAUGUUUAUUAUUACAGUGUUAAAUAAAAGUGUAAUAUACUAAGUAUGUAGAAUAAAAGUGCAAUAACAAGAGAAAAUUACUCGGACACAAACUGCAGUUCUUACACUCUCUCCCCUCUUGUGCUCCCUUUCUCUAUCCAUAAUAUUGUUACAGCAGGACAGUGUUAAUUGUGUAUAUUUUUAAGCCAUACAACUAUGGGUUGAGUCUUCAUUUAGUGUAAUUUUGAAUGGCUGGACUUGGUUUUAUAGAGUGUGCUUCUGGGAUGCACACACACCAGAUGUGCUGUAUAAUAAAGAUCAUAUUAACAUUUUA
This is a messenger RNA of Bubalus bubalis (water buffalo), 7954 nucleotides long. It is a transcript of the gene DSTYK, whose product is annotated as dual serine/threonine and tyrosine protein kinase. Gene Ontology annotation, molecular function: ATP binding; protein kinase activity. Bases 2826 to 5426 code for a protein of 866 amino acids. The transcript is spliced from 13 exons. Gene Ontology annotation, biological process: protein phosphorylation. The record is from RefSeq and is a predicted model, not a curated record. Lineage: Eukaryota; Metazoa; Chordata; Mammalia; Artiodactyla; Bovidae.